UUGCAGUAGGAAGCAGAACGUGGUGUUACAAGGCCGGUUGCUUUGUUUCUCUUGAGUGUGUUUGUGUACAGAUAUCUGGCGUGCCUGGACUUGGGAAUCAACAUUUUGCCCAAUGAUACAUGAGGCGAAAGAGCUGAUCGAGAGCAACUUCUUGAACAGGGCGGGGUGCAGGACAAAAUACAAGCAAGCAGAUUCUUCUGUACUUAGAUUCAGGGAACAAAUCAAGCAGGAGGCUGUGUUUACUGUCCAAAGAAUCUGGAUGGAACUGAACCAGCCUGGCAGCAGGAGGUGAGCGCCAGCUUGAAAGCGUUUUCCUGGAUACAUCCAAAGUUUGUUCUAAUCGUCCAGUUCUGUCACUUUCAGCAUUGCUGUCUCUGGGCCAGGAAUUUUUGCACACCAGAGUGGAAUGGUGGAAGAAGGGAGAAGCCGGGGAGAUCGGGCUCCUCGUGGUGGCGGGCCACGGGGAUCCCCACGUCCUCCAGCCCUGCCACGUCAUGGCGUCUCAGUGGUGGGCAAAGCUGUGUGGACAGUGGCGCGGUCAGGGAAAGGCUGGCGUUUUGAGCGAGCGGUUGGGGUGGACUGCAGCUUGCCCGAACCCCGUUGCAUCUGGCUGACGAAUUUGCGAAAUGACAAUGCGGAAUGGUGGGAGAGGCGAUGGCGCCGCGCUGGGGCAGUGAUGGCCCAGCAGAAGUGCCGUGGAAGACUCAGGAUGGACAGGAAUCUUACGCAGCCAAGGCUGGGCCAGAGAGAUGGUACGGCCAGCAACGCCAAUGCCCCCUCCGUUGAGUCCUUUCCCUGGGUUGGACCAAAGACGGUGGUGCUGCGCAAGAACUCACAGGGGGGUUAUGGCUUCACUCUCCGGCAUUUUAUUGUCUAUCCUCCAGAGUCUGCGGUUCAUUCCAACAUCAAGGAGGAAGAAAAUGGAAACAGAACGGGUCCCCCGCGAAAUCGUCUUGAACCCAUGGACACCAUUUUUGUGAAAAGUGUGAAGGAAGAUGGGCCAGCUCACCAAGCUGGCCUAAGGACAGGUGACCGUCUUGUCAAAGUGAAUGGUGAAAGCAUAAUUGGGAAAACCUACUCACAAGUUAUUGGCCUCAUACAGAACUGUGAAGAUGCUCUGGAACUCUCCAUCAUGCCCAAAGAUGAGGAUAUUCUGCAGCUGGCAUAUUCUCAAGACGCUUACUUAAAGGGCAAUGAACCAUACUCUGGAGGAGCUCAGAGCAUCCCUGAACCACCACCCAUAUGUUAUCCUCGCAAAACCUACCCGUUCCAGUCAAGACCUUCUCCUCAGGAUGUUUCAACAACUGAGACCUACCAGGGACAGCAGGUGGACAACAGACAGCCAUACCAUUCGGGAUCCUCUGGCCUGUCCUCUUCAUUGAACACCACUGGGGUUCACAGAGCCCCCUUGAGUGCCUGGGCAGAAUCCACACAGAACUUCAGUAGCAAUCAUUCUAGCCCAGCCCAUCGUACAGAGGAGGUCCAAUAUGGAAUGACUCAGAGAGUGUCUGUACAGAGGCCCCUUCCAGCCUCCAGCUCCUUUUCCCGCUAUUCCAACAGCAGUUGUCCGGGUUCUAUACCUUCCCCCUUGCCUGAGAGGUAUUGUGUUCCUUCUGCUCCCUCUAUGCCCAACCACGCCUGCUACGGACCCCCCAAACAUCUCCCUGACCACUGCCCUCAUGGUGGCUUGAAGGAUGCUACCCGUGAGGGCCGGCCUUCUAGGGACUGCAUUGGGGCUGGCCCCAAAUCCGUCAGCCGUCUAGAAUGCCAACAGGCCUUGUCCAACUGGAUCUCAAGUCAAGUGCCACGACGAAGCUCUUCAGAGGAGCGUCAUGGUGCCAUGCCACCUCGCUACCGGAGUGUCUCACAAGAUCGUCUCGGGGAUGCCCCAGCUGCCCGGGGUUGGCCUCACAGUGCUUCCCAGGACACCUUAAUCCAGUCACCUGCCCAUGAUGGUUGGAAUUACCGAGCAAGAUCAGAUAACUAUCUGGUGAAAUAUGGGCGGUCCUUGGAAGCUCUUGAGCAGGGUGCCUUGGUUUCCCCUCGAUAUGAGAGGUCUGUAUGGCCACCGGACAGGUUUUACCGGCAUGGGCAAAUUAACAGAGCCCAGCCUAAUCAUCCAGGGUCUUAUAUUUCUUCUGCAUCUUCCAGGGACCCACCCCCUGCACAUGUACAAAAACACCCUUCCCAACCAAACCUUCAGAGCAUUGAUGAUUCUGGAUACAUUGGUUACCGAAGCUACAGCCCCUCAUUUCAACGUCGAACUGGCUUGCUCCAUGCCCUUUCUUUCCGGGAUGCUGCCUUUGGUGAUCUUCCCACUUUUAAUAUUUCACAAAGGCAAGGAAACCACUCAACACCACCUUAUGUUGAGAGGUCUUUGCCCACUGCCAUGAUCCCCAGUGCCCCUCCUCCUUGCUUGGACCCUCUUCUGGGCAGUAGCCCAGAGAUCCCAAUGGACCAAAAACUGGCCAAACAGGAGAAUGAUGUCAAGCCUCCUGAGCAGUCUUCUCCACCUCAGGCUACGGAACGGUUGCAGUCUGAGGUGGAGGAGAGGAGAGAUGAAGUGGUUCUCCGGCAAAAGCCCCCAACUGGACGCAAAAUGCCUCCUCCUGCAAGACAGAUGAACUUUGUUUUCCCAGACGACAUGAAGGAAACAGACAUUUGUGAUCCGCCUCCACCAGCGCUGGCAGCUGGUAAAGAGAACAAGCGAGGUGUGGCCCCAUUGGCUACACCGGAAGAUUCGCUAGCAUCCAUCCCAUAUAUUGAUGAACCGACAAGCCCCAGUAUUGACCUGAAGGCAAAGCACAUUCCCGCCUCCUCUGUUGUCUCCAGUGCCAUGAACUCGGCUCCUGUGCUCUCUGCGAGCCCCUCCUCACCUACGUUCACGUUUGCUGUCAACCGCCAUUAUUCCCAAGAUUGCAGCAACAUCAAAGCCAGUCGCCGGUCUUCCUACCUCUUAGCCAUAACCACAGAACGUUCCAAGUCAUGUGAUGAUGGUCUGAAUACAUUUCGGGAUGAGGGAAAGCUGCUCAGGAGGUUGCCAAGCCGCGUUCCAAGCCUCCGCAUGUUACGAAGCUUCUUCACUGACGGGUCCUUGGACAGUCUUGGUACCUCUGAAGACACCCGAUCAAAGCGGCAUUCAACCUCUGACCUGUCAGAUGUCACUUUUAGUGAUGUGAGGAAAGAAGGCUGGCUCCACUACAAACAGAUCCUUACCAAGAAAGGCAAGAAAGUUGGCGGAGGCAUCCGGCAGUGGAAGCGGGUCUUUGCUGUCCUGCGUGCACACUCGCUCUACUUAUGCAAGGACCGUCGGGAGGCUGUGGCCAUAGCCCCGCCCCCAGGUGAGGACGAGCAACCGCCAAUCAGCGUCCGAGCGUGCCUGGUAGACAUCUCCUACAGUGACACGAAGAGAAAGCACGUCUUCCGUCUGACGACCGCUGACUUCUGUGAAUGUCUCUUUCAGGCCGAGGAUCGGGAUGAUAUGCUGGCCUGGAUUAAAGUCAUCAGGGAGAGUAGCAAAGCCGAGGGUGAGGACCCUGGGUUUGCAAGCCAAGCACUAAUCAAUAAGAAACUAAAUGACUACAGAAAAGUGAGUUCCUCUGGGACCAAACCAGAUUCUUCGCCAAAGGGUUCUCGAAUGCCAGGGGUGAAGUCAGAAUUGCAAAAACAAAUGGGAGCAGGCCCACCUCGCUCUCCUCGGCAGGAUGCAGUAACACUAAGAGAUGACAGUGUCCAUCAGAAAACUCCCUGGGGUAUCAACAUCAUGAAGAAGAACAAGAAGCCUGCUCCAAGGGCCUUUGGUGUGAGGCUAGAAGACUGCCAGCAAGCCCCUGACAACAAGAAAGUCCCCUUGAUUGUGGAAGCCUGUUGCAAGGUUGUAGAAGACAAGGGCUUGGAAUACAUGGGCAUUUAUCGGGUUCCCGGAAACAAUGCUGUGGUAUCAAGCCUUCAGGAUCAGCUUAACAAAGGAUUUGCAGAAAUCAAUCUGCAGGAUGAGAGGUGGCAGGAUCUGAAUGUCAUCAGCAGCCUCUUGAAGUCCUUCUUCCGGAAGCUCCCAGAACCACUGUUUACAGAUGAUAAGUACAAUGACUUCAUUGAAGCCAACCGGAUUGAAGAUGCCAGUGAAAGGAUGAAGACCUUGCGCAAAUUGAUCUGGGACUUGCCAGCUCAUUAUUACGAGACCCUGAAAUUCCUGGUGGGGCAUCUAAAGACAAUUGCAGAUCAUUCCGAGAAGAAUAAGAUGGAGCCCCGGAAUCUUGCUCUGGUGUUUGGUCCCACCCUUGUUAGAACAUCGGAGGACAACAUGACUGACAUGGUGACACAUAUGCCCGACCGCUACAAAAUCGUAGAGACCCUCAUACAACAUUCAGACUGGUUUUUCAAUGACAAAGAGGACAAAGGUGAAAAGACUCCUGUUGAUGAGCAGGAGGCCCAGUCAGUGCCCAAUAUUGAGUACCUUCUGCCCAACAUUGGGAGAACAACAGCACCAGGAGAUGCUUCAGAUUCGACCAACAGUGGCUCAACUAAAUCAAAGGCUUCAUGGGGCUCACGGAAGGAGCACUACCACAAGGAGAUGCUUGCCAUCUCCUUCAUCUCAGCUGUCAACCGCAAGAGAAAGAAGCGGAAAGAGGCCAGGCGUUUUGGGAGCAGCACAGAUGAUGACUCUGAGCACGAGUUGGCUGCCAAGAGAGACGGAGAGGAAGAGGCAGCAGCUGAGGGGGAAGAAAGAGAGGCCGAGGGGCUCAGGAGCGGCCACAGAGGUCCAACCACUGAUGUGCAGAGUGGUCCAGAGUGCCCUGCAAAACUGGAAACGGAGUUGGAAGAGAGGAAAGUAGUGCCAUCUCAGGGGACCCCAGAACCAGCACUGGAUGCCCGCUCGAUUGUGUCAGGUUACUCUACCCUGUCCACGAUUGAUCGUAGCCUGUGCUCUGAGGUGCAGUCCGUAGCAGAGAGUCGGGGGGAGGAGGCAGAUGAUGAGCGGAGUGAAUUUAGCCAUGUGGAGACAGACACCGAGAAUGGUUUUGUGCCAGGGCAAGCUGGGAUGCUCCCCGGAGGAAAUGGGAUGGCAGUGGUGGGGGAAGGUAGAGCAGCUGCAUCUGACAAAGGAUCCCACAAUCGAGCCUCCUUCAGCUCCCACCAUCUCAUGCAGUGUGACACCCUGGCACGUCGCAAGCUCUCUCGGCCUCGCCACAACAGUGAGGCCUCUUCCAAGGGUAGCACUGAUGCCUCAAGUUCCAGCUUGCCAGGCAGUCAGGAGUCACUGCAGCCUGCAAGUACCACAACAGAGGUCCAUGCCCGGCCUUCCCUCACGGAACAGCUGCGCCUCCGCCUCCGCAGUUCAGCCGACGACAUGCUGGCAGUCCGCCUGCGCAAGCCUCACUCCCCUGAGACACGGCGCAAGAAGAACAGUUGGCGGCGCCACACAGUGGUGGUACCUGGUGGCCUUAAGGACCUAAAUUACAAUGAGUGGAAGGAGCAGCAUGUGUUGAGGGCUAAUGAGGCCUGUCCACUAGACUCCUCAAGCAGAGAUGCCCUGAAGGACAACAAAGACUCUGGGCUUAGCAGCUUGGAGUCCACAAAAGCUCGGCCUUCCUCGUCCACAACUGGGAAUAUAGCAGCUGCUAGCCAGCAGGGUGGCGCUGAGCAACAGCACAUUAAGGGCAGCUCUGAGGGGUGCUCAGCUCCCCGACGCACGGCCUCCUUACGCUUUCAUCAGUGUCUCUAAGUAGCCUACUGUAGAAGCUCUUGUUAAGACUGGCUGAGACCUUGGCUUGGCCAUCUUGGCAGUCUUGACCAACGACGAAGGUGGACAGCCGCAGAUGCAACUCCUCACUUGAGCUCUCAUGGCUGGUCCUGUUUUGUCACCUCUGAUGCCUCAGUCUUGAAGCAAGAGUCUCUUCCCAACUUAUCCCAUCCUGACCUCACUUUCUGAUCCUGUCCUCCCUGGUAUUAAUUUAAUGACAUCCCUAUUUUGUGACUUGUGUAUUUAUUUCCCUUCCCUGUCUCAUUCCCCCAGGGUGGCUGUUAGAGAAAAGAAAGCUGAGAUAGGUGUAACAUGAAGAGAGUGCUUCACCCAGUCCAUAGGAUGGCAUCUUGGUUUUGAUACUGAGAAAUUGCCUAUCUGAUGGGAAGACCAGCCCCGUUCCUGCUUCCAGGUGCUGGUCUGCAGAUGAGUUUCAGGGCAUGUUUUUGAAGGUGCAGGCAAGCUGAGGAACAGAAGUCAACACUGUUCCAUGUUAUACAACAAGAGACUCUUAAUGCCCAUCUCUGCAUCACUUCCAGCUGUUCACUUUGUCUCUUACAUAUUUCAGUGAAGGAGGGCAGGCCUGGAGAAAAGGAAGUCAGUUUCAGAGAUGCUCAUGGAUGCACGCACAUGUUUCCAUUUGACCACUGCCAAAGCUCUGGUGCCAAUCAAGCCCCUCUUCCAUGCCAUUCUGCCUCUGGACUCCACUUGUCCCUUCUGGGGGAGUCCUUCUCCACCUCUUCACUCUCCAACGUUCAAAAAGCAGCCAACUGUGUCAAUACUGAUGGGAUUCAACAGGUUGCCAUGCCAAUAUUAAGGGGCUUUAAUUGGUCCCUGUACAGCACUCACUGUCCCAUUUGUGCCUUCCCCCAAGAUAAACAGAUGAGUGACCAGUUCCCACAUUUGCUACCAACCUUGUCCCAGUCUUUGCAGGUUUCUCACCAAAGGGCUGAAUCCUGUUCCAUGUUAGCACAUGCAUUCAGGUUCCAUGGACAUGUUGUAGACUCAGCCCACACAUUUUUAAUUGCUCAUGGAGGCCAUCCCACCUGAGAAGCUAAGCAACCAUAAAAACACUUCAGAAAAUACAGGCUGUUUGCCUUCAAUGUGAUGGACUUCAUAUGUUACUUUUUCCCAAGGAUCCUGUGUCACCUUAAAGGCUAACCAAAUUAUUGUGGAACAGGGCUCCGCUCAAUGACCAUUUGUGCCAUAAGAAACUUAUUAGUCUUUUACAAUGCGGCAAAACCCUUUGGUUUUGGCAGGCUACCAUGGCUACCAUUCUAGGAUGCUCUUUUUCCAAAAAUGCCCUUAGCAAAAAACCAAAAGUGCUUCUGCAAAUCUUUGGCAUUACAUCCCAUGUUUCUUCCUUACUCUUAACGUGUUAAGAGACUUCAGUUGGGAGCACGCUGUGUCUGCUUCCUUGAGCAUUUGUGAACCUUUGAAGAUUUUAUGUCUCUGUUUAGCUGCUACCGAAUUUGGAAGUCUCCUAAUAUAGUUCUGUAUUUUCUUGUAGCAUUUUGCACAGCUUAUGAGAACUAGAAUAGCUCCAAGAAGUGAUUGGUAAAGUUCCCUGUGCACAGACUUAAGGAUACCAUGUUUGGAGUAGGCAAUAAGGUUGUUGUGGAAAUGGGAAUUCUCAUGGCUGCCUCAUAAUUGUAAUAGCUAGCUCCCAGUAACUUUUUGGUGCUAAAGGGGGGGGGGUGUAGGUAUAACCAUCCCUCCCUGCUCAAGGUGACACAGCAUAUAUAAGGUUAUCUUGUGCUACCAACACUCCUUUCCAUGUAGUCUUUGUCACCCAUGGUCAAGCCGCUGUUAGCCCACAUCUGCACUGCAGAGUGGCAAGUGAUAGACACACAGACUAAAUAUGGGGCUGUGUGAAUUGUAGAGUGGGAGAAAGAGUGCAAAGAUGCCAUAUCAGCAACGGAAAGAUUUCUUAAUGUUCUUAAGAGAUUCCUACAGUAAAAGUUAUUUGGAUUCCAUUCGGGGUUUAUUGCAGCAGUGGCUUAAACAUCAGACCAUAUCAUCUCGUGCUAUGCAGUUGCCCUUCAGAAGUCACUUUCUCAGAAAGAAACCCAACAAUUUGUGAUUCUGGUGCUACCUUUGUUUUUAACAUUGUCUUCCAUUCUUGGGUUUUCUCAGUAUGAUGGACAACAGUAAGGCAAGGGGUCUCCUAAUUUCCAUGUUGUUCAAGGGGGCUAGAAUGUUCACAGUCCUAAGACAUUCCCACCACCUCUUGUCUUUACAGAAUUCUCAUAGGUUUCAAAAAGAUGACCAUGACAAAGCCAGGUGAAUAAAUAUGGGAAGUAUUCUUUUAACCCGUGGACACUACAAGUAUAUGGACUGUAUAUGUUGCUGUUUUCCCCAGGGAGGCCUCUCUCUAAAUGUCAUAACUUCAGAAGCAGUUGCAAGAUAACCCCAAAACUUCACUGUUUUUUUUUAACUCCCUUACAGCCACACAAAGGGCCUUUCUUCUAAAAGCAAAUCCAUCUGGUCAUGUCAACGGUUUUUAAAAAUUGAACCAAACACUUUUGCUUCCAUAAUUUUCCAGCCAUGAGGUUCAGUGACUUUAAGCAAAAUCCUAUUUCACAGUACGCAGCCUACUUCUCAGGGCAGCUGGGCUGAGCUCAUUGGGAAAAGGCUGUACAAUAGAAAAAAUGCAGGAAAUGUUGGAUGUCAUCAUUUGAGAGUGCUUUUU
Pogona vitticeps (central bearded dragon) is the source of this 8435-nucleotide messenger RNA. It is a transcript of the gene ARHGAP23, whose product is annotated as Rho GTPase activating protein 23. Gene Ontology annotation, molecular function: protein binding. The record is from RefSeq and is a predicted model, not a curated record. Gene Ontology annotation, biological process: signal transduction. Lineage: Eukaryota; Metazoa; Chordata; Lepidosauria; Squamata; Agamidae.